AUGCCAUGUUGUUUUGUGUGCUGUGUUGGGGGUAACCUAAAGCACUGUGGAAAAUGCCUUCAGUCGUAUCAUCUCCAAUGCCUAGAUAAGCCCAAUAAGGAAAAGAAACACAUUGAAGUGUCCGGCACAAGACAAAUACCAAUUAAAACCAUUCCGACAAGUCUUGAUGAGGUUCCUUCCCAAAGGGAUGCAUAUGGGAAUAAGUCUAGUGGCAAGAAAGUAGGCUCAUCUUCAAAUGCUAAUGCUGGAGCAUUGGUUGAUGAUAAUAAUGUUGGGGGGAGUUCUUAUGAAGAAACUUCCCCUGAAAACUGCUCAGUAGAUCAUGAAGCAGAUUUGAAGCACUCCAGAGAGAACUUAUUGGUUUCUUAUAUUUUAAUUGCUUACUUCAUUCAUCGGGACAGUUUGAUGCAUGAAGAAGAACAACUUCAUGAUGAGGAAAAGACAGGCAGUGACGCCUUACAACAGGCUGGAGAAGUACUUGGCCAGAGUGCUCAAAGUGCAAUGGAUGUUGAAGUUCUUUGCAUGGCUCAUUUAAGAAAAAGUAGUGAUACUAGAGAUUCCUCUUUUGAAGACUAUGGUGGUUCUAAUCAUUCUGCAAAAGUAUGGCCAGCAAAUGGUUGUACAGGUGAAAGGGGAACUGGGAGGUCUGCAAAGAAACCUGAUAAAGGAAGGACUGCAAAAGAGGAGGCAUCCAAACGUGGGAAGGUCCGAGAAAUACAGAAAAAGCUAUCUUCCAUGCUUUAA
Prunus armeniaca (apricot) is the source of this 744-nucleotide messenger RNA. Lineage: Eukaryota; Viridiplantae; Streptophyta; Magnoliopsida; Rosales; Rosaceae. The record is from the annotation of a GenBank genome assembly.